This is a messenger RNA of Arachis ipaensis, 606 nucleotides long. RefSeq names its product P-loop containing nucleoside triphosphate hydrolases superfamily protein. The record is from RefSeq and is a predicted model, not a curated record. Gene Ontology annotation, molecular function: ADP binding. NCBI's taxonomy places the organism in Eukaryota, Viridiplantae, Streptophyta, Magnoliopsida, Fabales, Fabaceae.
AUGGCAACUGAUGCUUUGCUUGGAAUUCUCAUUGGAAACUUGAACACUUUUGUCAAGAAUGAGAUUGCAGCACUUUCGGGUGUUGACUCACAGAUCCAAGAGCUGUCUGAUAAUCUCGAGGCAAUCCGUGCAUUGUUCCAAGAUGCUGCAGGGGAGCAAUUUACAAGCCAUGCCAUGAAGGACUGGCUGAAGAAGCUUUCCGAUGCUGCAUAUGUGUUGGAAGAUAUCUUGGAAGAAUGUUCAAUGGAAUCCAACCGUCUUAAAAGUGAAGGGUGGUUAGCCUGCUUCCAUCCCAAGACUAUUUUGUUUCGUCAUGCUAUCAGCAAGAGGAUGGAAGACAUGGUCGAGAGGUUCCAGCGUAUUGAUGAUGAUAGGAGAAGGUUUCAGCUGCCUCUGGGAGUCAGACAGAGGCAACAAGAAGAUGAUGAUCUGCGGCAAACUAGUUCUGCCAUCACUGAGCACCAGAUGUAUGGAAGAGACGAAGAUAAACAGAAGAUUGUAGAGUUUCUUACAAAGCACGCCAGUAGCAUUGAUGGCCUCUCUGUAUCCCAUUGUUGGCAUGGCGGGACUUGGAAAAACAACACUUGCUCGAUGGGUCUUCAAUGA